Molecule: messenger RNA, 387 nt
Organism: Linum tenue
Lineage: Eukaryota; Viridiplantae; Streptophyta; Magnoliopsida; Malpighiales; Linaceae
Source: the annotation of a GenBank genome assembly
UUGUCGAACUGGCUGUCCAAAUGGGGUUUAAUCGACAGGAGGGAGGCCAAGAGGUUGGGGAAAAUCAGCGCCUGGGCGGAAUUCGGCGAAUAUAGCGCGAGCUUCUCGUUUAAAGGUAGGGAUUUGAACGAAUUGAAUGGGGACAUGGUCGCGCUGUCGUCGACAAUCGAAAUCGCGCAUUUGAGAAGAAAUGGGUGCGGCUUGGAAGAAGAGAGGAUGAUGAAUCUGGAACUGGUCAUGGAAUCAUCUUCGGGUGGCAAAACUUAUACUUACGCUCUGGAUAUAUUUCCCUUUUCCAAGUCUUAUUUUUCCCCGAUGAAUGGGCAGCAAUCUUCUGGAGCUAGAGGUGAAGACUUAAAGAACCCAAAAGUUGUCUUCCUCGGCUGA